AUGGACCGCUACAGGUACUAUAUUUUCAACCAGCGGAUUGUGGUCGUAUUCGGGAUCCUUCAGGUGGCCAGUGCGGGUUUGUGCGUGGUCUGCGGAUUCAUGGACGCAGUGUUCCGUAUGGAUACCACUCUUAGUGAAACCAGGGCACCACUUUGGGCAGGACUGAUAAUGGCUGUACCAGGGGUUCUUGCCCUCUUUGCCUCCCAAAAGAAAAACCCCAUACUGGUGAAUGUCAUGAUUGCCUCAUGUAUGGUCUCUUACUGCGCCGUGGCGAUCGUGUUUGUUUACGCCUGUGUAACCCUAAGUUAUGGUGAAGAGGAUGAUGAGAUUUUUCACCCUCGUCACAGCCCUGAAGUGAGGUUUGUUCUAAGCCGUAUGGUUAAGGGUGCUAAUAUCACUCUUCUGUUGGCCUGCGCUGGUUCUCUGAUCUUCUCCUCUCUCAUCGCCCUACUGGGCUGCCGCAGUCUACCCCUCUGUGGCUGUUAUGACCCAGUCACUGGCAUGGAGACCCUGGUCCCUCAGAAUGACCCCGGUGCCCAGACUGAGAUGGUUUGCACGUGGCAAGGGGGCGAUGAUCGGAUUUUCAACUCACCCGUAUCAUUUAUGGACAGGUGCCCGGAGCAGGAACAGGAAGAGCACUCUAAUAUUCCCCCGUACAGCAUACUGGCCUAA
Messenger RNA from Chanos chanos (milkfish), 672 nucleotides. RefSeq lists its product as uncharacterized. The transcript is spliced from 6 exons. The coding region runs from base 1 to 672 and encodes 223 amino acids. Lineage: Eukaryota; Metazoa; Chordata; Actinopteri; Gonorynchiformes; Chanidae. The record is from RefSeq and is a predicted model, not a curated record. Gene Ontology annotation, cellular component: membrane.